UUUGUUUAAAUAUAAAUUAUUUAAAUUAUUAUUGAAGUAUUGAGAAUGAUUGAAAAUCGUAUGGAAAGUAUAUUUGAAUAUCUUAUACUAUCCAAUCCAAUCCAUUGUAAGUUCCACGUUGUCGCAUUUGUCAGGUGGACAGUAUGAGUUCGAAAGAAAGUAAUAUUUCAGCGUUGUACGCGGAAUUAAAGAAAUUAGGACAAAAUGGGGAUUAUGAAAGAGCAUUAAAAACAGCUAAUAGAAUUUUAGGUAUUUCUCAAGAUGAGAAAGCUGCGUUCCACUGUAGAGUCAUCUGUUAUAUCCAGUUAUCAAAGUUUAAUGAAGGAUUGCAGUUAAUAACAAAAAAUCAAAAUUUGGCAAUAAAUCUUGACUUUGAGAAAGCUUAUUGUCUGUAUCGUUUAAAUCAGGUAGCUGAGGCAUUAAAGGUUGUCGAAGGCAUACAAAAUCCUUCGUUAAAAGUAAAAGAGUUGAAAGCACAAAUAUUGUAUCGAUUGGAAAAAUAUAAGGAAUGUUUCGCCAUUUACAGAGACAUUAUUAAAAAUUCUGAUGAUGAUUACGAAGAAGAGAGAGAAACUAAUUUGGCUGCAGUUCUUGUUAAUCUUACAAAUGAAGAUUCAUCUACAGAACUUCUAUCAUCACAAAAGGAUACUUAUGAGUUGACAUACAACGCGGCUUGUCAAUUGAUUGCUUUAGGAAGUACGAAUGAUAAAAGUAUGUUAGUGGAAGCUGAGAAAAAAUUGAAAACUGCUGAGAAAAUGUGUAAAGAAGGUUUAGAAGAGGAUGGAACUGGGGAAGAAGAAAUAGAAAACGAACUUGGUAUUAUCAGAGUACAACUCGGUUGCUGUUUGCAACUUCAAGGACGUGAGAAAGAAGCACAAGCUUUAUACACGGCUGCUUUGAAAUCUAAGCCCGAUGACAUAGCACUUGUCGCAGUGGCGAGUAAUAAUCUUGUUUGUUUGAAUAAAGAUCAAAAUGUUUUUGAUAGUAAGAAGAGAAUGAAGAGUGCAACACAUGAAAGUUUGGAACAUAAGUUGACUUCGAAACAAAGAAGAACUAUUGCAUACAAUCAAUGUUUAUUAGCUUUGUAUACGGAUCAGGGAGAACAAUGUCAACAAUUGUGUAAUAAACUUGCUAAGGAUUAUCCAGCAUUAGCAGCAGAUGCAAUGCUUGUCAAAGCUAUUCAAUUUAGCAAGGAUGGUAAAGCUCUAGAAGCAGCUAAAUUGUUAUUGGAAUACGCGACUGCUGAAAAGGAAUUGCAAAUGAAAUUAGUGGCUGUACAACUUCUUUUAAGUCAUUGCGAAAGAAAUGAGGCGAUUAAUAUACUCGAAAAUUUGUCGGAAUCUGACAAAUCGUUGCCUGGUAUAGUUAGUGCACUUGUUACACUUCAUAUGGCAGACAAUAAUAGGGAUAGAGCAUCGGCUGUAUUGAAAAAUGCAGUAAAUUAUUACAAAAAACAUAAGGAUACUACAACGAAUUUAGGUGAUUUAUGGCGACAAGCUGCCGACUUUUACCUACGUGGUGGAGAAAUUCAAGUUGCUGCUGACAUAUUACAAGAAUUAGUAGAUGCCUCUCCAUCAGAUACGAAAACUUUGGCACAAUUAGUAGUAGCUUAUGUACAAUUUUGUCCAACUAAAGCUAAUCUUUUGUACAAAAGGUUACCACCUUUGCACGAUCUUGCUGAGACUAUAGAUGUCGAUGCUUUAGAAAGUAGCAAUUGGAUUAUUGGUACAAAAGUUGUACGAAAGAAAAUAGAACCUUCGCCAGGUAAACCAGUAGUAGAUCAGACAUUGAAGAAACGUAAGAUUCGUAAACGUAAAGGAAAAUUACCUAAGAAUUAUGAUCCUAAUGUUCCUCCCGAUCCUGAAAGAUGGUUACCAAGGCAUGAGCGUAGUGGUUUUAGAAAAAAACGAGAUAGAAGAAAUCGAGAUGUUACGAUGAAGGGUACACAAGGUGCAGCAACUGGUGCAAGUGAUCUAUAUGAUAUUACAAAAAUGCCGACCAAUGCGAAACCUUCACCGAAUCCUCGUCACAAUACUGCCGUGGAAGUUUCUGGACCACGUCAACAACAACGUAAGGUUCAGCAAAAGAAAAAGAAGAAAGGUGGUAAAUGGUAAAUAAAAUACCAAAAGUUCAACUAUUUUACAUAAAAAAUGC
Polistes dominula (European paper wasp) is the source of this 2154-nucleotide messenger RNA. RefSeq names its product signal recognition particle 72 (gene Srp72). Gene Ontology annotation, molecular function: 7S RNA binding; ribosome binding; protein binding. NCBI's taxonomy places the organism in Eukaryota, Metazoa, Arthropoda, Insecta, Hymenoptera, Vespidae. Gene Ontology annotation, cellular component: signal recognition particle, endoplasmic reticulum targeting. Gene Ontology annotation, biological process: SRP-dependent cotranslational protein targeting to membrane. The record is from RefSeq and is a predicted model, not a curated record.